This is a messenger RNA of Temnothorax curvispinosus, 3784 nucleotides long. RefSeq names its product SAFB-like transcription modulator. The record is from RefSeq and is a predicted model, not a curated record. Gene Ontology annotation, cellular component: nucleus. Lineage: Eukaryota; Metazoa; Arthropoda; Insecta; Hymenoptera; Formicidae. The coding region runs from base 264 to 2897 and encodes 877 amino acids. The transcript has 15 exons. Gene Ontology annotation, molecular function: sequence-specific DNA binding; RNA binding. Gene Ontology annotation, biological process: regulation of transcription by RNA polymerase II; regulation of mRNA processing.
CCCAUUCGUUUCCGAUACGGUGAUCGAACAGUGUGUGCCAUCGAAGAGUCCCCGUAGCUCGUAGCGUGCCGUUUCCUCGUGCUUCGGGAUCCUCCGCCUCCGCCUCGAGCCAAUUGUACCCAAGUUGUUUCAGUCGUGGUCACGCGCUUAUCGUAAUCCUUGAUAUCGGGCUCGAACGCGCGAUCCGUCCGACGCGAUCCUGCGCUGCCGCCGCUGUCGUCUGUCGUUCCCGUCCCGCGAACGAUCGUGUCGUUGCGGGUACAAUGGCCGAUGUAGAAGGGAAAAAGCUUGCCGAGCUCCGGGUUAUAGACCUCAAGACGGAGCUGGAACGUCGCGGUUUGGAUAAAUCCGGUAACAAAGCGGCGCUUCUCGAACGGCUGUCCAAGGCGAUACUGGAUGAAGGGAAGAAUCCCGAGGAAUAUCUUAUCGUACCGUCUGGUGGGUCGUCUAAAAUCAUUCCAAGAAAGAAUGGCGGAUCUUUAAAUCAAGAAGAUUCUGUUGAGAACACUGAUAAUCAGAAGGAAGAAAAUGGACAGGAUAAUUUAGAUAAAUCUAAGGUGGAGAUAAAGACAGAACUGCACGAUGAAAAAGAAAAUGUUGUUAAGAAAGACGUAAAAGAGGAGCCUGAACCUGAAGUUAAAAAUAUUGUAAAGGAGGAAAAACAGGAAGAUAAAAUGCAAGGAGUCAAGGCUACGAGUGAAAGUGCACAGAGCAGCGACAAGAAGAAUGAGGCAGAGAAGACUGUCUCGCACCAAACAGACGCGCCAUCCACCACUGUUGAAGCUAAUGGUAUUGAUAAUGAGGACUCUAUCAACUUAACUAUUGGAGAAGAUGAGGAGAAUCUCCUAGCUGAGGAGACAGAGUCUCAUGACAGGCACAAAGAUGGUGGAGAGAAGAAGAAAAUGGAAGAGAACAACAAGAAGGGAGACUCUAAAGGCAGCGGUAGAGCGGAACCUGGCGCCGGCGGCAAGGAAGGGACAACGUCCGGUGCGAACGGGACGAAGAUCAAGCAGGAGGGUGGAGAUGGAGGAAGCAAGAGCGUGGAGUCUAGCAAUAAGGGCCAGAAGAGAGAAGAGAAAGAUAAAAAGACAUCUCAGAUCAGCCCAACCAAUGCAAGCAGUCGCAAUUUAUGGGUAUCCGGCUUAUCAUCCAGUACUCGUGCGACCGAUUUAAAGCAGAUCUUCUCAAAGUAUGGUAAGGUCAUAGGUGCAAAAGUGGUGACGAAUGCGAGAACUCCUGGAGCAAGAUGUUAUGGUUAUGUCACGAUGUCUUCGAGCGAAGAUGCUGCGAAAUGUAUACAGCAUUUACAUAGAACCGAGCUUCAUGGACGCGUUAUAUCUGUAGAAAAGGCGAAAGGCGACACGCAGCAAAGUCACGUACGUAAACGUGAUACGGUUAACGGUAAAUCGGAGAAGAAAGAGGAGAAAGAAAAGCCGAAGGAUCAUGAUAUAAAUGAAAGAAAGGAGAAAGAAAUUAAGAAGGAAUCCGAAGAGAAAGGAUCAGAUCCCGCAAAAAAAUCUGAUGACAAAAAUGAAAGUGCCGAACUGAAGAUAAAAAUCGAGAUGCAAGACAAAAAGGAAGACCCACCUAAAGAGUCAGAUUCCCGAUCGACAAAAUCUACUAGCAAGAAGCCGGAGAGCGAGAGAGGAAGGCGAGAAGAAAAACGAAUUCGUACUUGGGACAGAGAUCACCGCUCUCAUAGUCGAUCUCGAAGCCGUGAACGACGCAAGCGCGAUGAUGUUCUCACAUUUGCUAAAAUCAGAGAAGAACGUGAACGGCAAAGAUUGCGCGAAAGGGAACGGAUGCUGAGGGAAGAAGAGCGAAGAAGAAGAGAAGACAUGGAACGUCAACGAGAGAUAGAGCGUAGACACCGAGAAGAGGCUGCGCGCUUGGAGAGAGAACGAGAGAAAUUGAGACGAGAAAGAGAACGAAUCGAGCAGGAAAAAGCCGAUUUACUGCGACUUGAGCGUGAGCGGCAGAAGCUCGAGAGGGAAAAGCUUGAACGCGAGAGAUUGGAACUGAAGAGACAGCAGAUGCGUUUAGAGGAGAGCCGACGCGCGCCACCGCCACCGUCCAUAAAAAGAACGUCCACCGACAGGAGAGAUCCGCGGGAUUUGUACGUGGAACCUGACAGAAAACGAAUAGCUACAGAACAUAGCCGCAGACAUAGCCCGGACAGAAUAGUCGAUAGACGAAACGAGAUGCUGGAACGUGUGCCGGAUAGACGACUGGAUCCUUCGCCACCAUCUCGAUAUGAAUCCAGCAGAUCUACUCAAGAGUUGGGAUUGAAAAAAGAAUUCAAAAGAAGUAGCGAUUUCUCUUCAAGAAAUAGUCGACCAGAUACCUUUUCUGAUGUUUCCCGAGGAAGAGAAGUCAUUGUACGACGAGAAAGUCUAUCCACUGCAUCCUCGUCUAUAGAUCCUCGACAAGUCAAGGAAAGAUACGAUCGUCCAAAUACCACAUCCUAUACUCGCGAACGUGAAGUACGACGUUCCGAUCCCGAGACGCAUCGAAGCUCUAGAGACACUCAUACGCGAUACAGUGAUAGUUUCAAACCUCCGACAUCUAGCACGCCACGUGAAAGUCGUUAUGUGGAAAGCAAUCGUACGCCCAGCGGUUGGCAUUCGGGACCUACAUCCUCAAAAUCUUUCAACUCCGUGACGAGCAGCGGGUCUCGCGAUCCCCGUAACGAGCCUUCCAGCUGGAGUUCUAGAUCGUCCGAUAGUGUUAACAGAUGGAGCAACUCGAGUAGCAUGGGAAAUACAUUGCGGCAUCCGAUCCCGCCGACAUAUCAGAGCGGACCGAUGCAAUCUAUGGGACUGACCGCACCCGGAACAGCACAGUCGUACGAACGGUUCGAGGCGUACAAAUCGUCCAUGCCUAUGAGAAAAUAUUGAUUAUCGGACUGCGCGAAUUUUCGCGAUCACGAACAUUCGUUCAAGUAAACCAGAACACUCGCGGGAUUCUCAAAACUCCUUGGUGACUACAGGAUAUUAGUAGUUUAACGCGACCGAUUACCAAUUGUUCAUUGCGCGAAUUGCAGCGUCCGGUCUUGAAAGUAUAAGAAUUCCUGUAAAAAUACUGUCAAAACCGGUUUUCCGUUUCCGCACCAGCUUGAUCGAUUACAAAAUCGCGUAUAGAUUCUAUCGAUAUCAUGUUUUGCUGCAGUCAAACAAAUUAUUAUCAAUUUUAUAUACAACUCAUAUUGUGCAUACUAAUAUUCACGGAGAGCACUCAUAAUUUGCAAUUAUGCGCGCUCCUUAUUAUCGUUUCUCUUCUAUAUGUGUCCAUUCGGCAUGAUAUUAUUAUUCGCAUCUAAUGGAUUUUGUACAUGUGUUAAUAGAUUCCACUAAAGUGUCCCUAUGAAGUAAAAUGCGAUUUAUUUUCUUAUGUAAAUUACGCAUUAUCCGUUUGUUUUGACGGAUGUCGAUCGGCUCGGACGGCUAUUUGUCAUUCGAAGCGAUCGACUUUAAUGAAAGGGACGUAGAGGCUAUAAGUGCACCUGUUUAUCUUAAACGAGUUUGUUUAAUAGAAUGUAAUAAUGUACGACGAAAGAUGUUAUAUCGUAUAAUUUUCUUGUAUUCUACAGAGAGAGAAGCAUUCUCUCUUUCUUUCCUAUCGGAGCAUGACUGGGAUCCGGGUAUUGGAUUCCGGGAAGAUAGGAGGCAAAUUGUACGUGUUGAGUAACGCGGUAGCUAUGCCUACUUUAUACAGCGAAACGCAGGAACUUGAUGUAGCGGCGACUGUCGCAGUAUCGUAAAUAAAUUUAGGCAAUACUACACGA